Trichechus manatus latirostris (Florida manatee) is the source of this 2197-nucleotide messenger RNA. It is a transcript of the gene POFUT3, whose product is annotated as fucosyltransferase 10. Gene Ontology annotation, cellular component: Golgi membrane. The record is from RefSeq and is a predicted model, not a curated record. Lineage: Eukaryota; Metazoa; Chordata; Mammalia; Sirenia; Trichechidae. The coding region runs from base 274 to 1710 and encodes 478 amino acids. Gene Ontology annotation, molecular function: alpha-(1->3)-fucosyltransferase activity. The transcript is spliced from 4 exons.
AGAAUUUGUUGAUGCCUUCUGCCUUCAAGAAUCUCAAGCUGCUCUGAUGAUAGCUUAAGAAGACUGCAUGCUGUUCCCUCUAGAUGCCGAGCCAGGCCCACUUGGAACCUUGGAACUCAAUCCUUCAUGGAGACCAGUUCCCAGCAGGAAUGGCAGUGGAGGAAAUUGGCACCCAGAUGGUUCCUCCGCGUGAAGUUGUCUCAGGAUACAGGCCGACGCAGGAACACCUGGUAGCCGGGCUUGCCCUCUGUCAGUCAUCCAGGGCAGGGCAGCAUGGCGCGCAUUCGGAGGAGGACGCUUUUGGCAUCUUGCCUGUGCAUCACAGCCACUAUUUUUCUGCUUGUCACACUCCAGGUAGUUGUUGAGCUAGGAAAAUUUGAAAGGAGGAAGUUUAAAAAUUCCAAUUUGCAAAAUGGACACCCAAAAGUGGAGGGAGAGCCUGAACAUCGCUACUCAUUCCUUAAGAAAGAAGCAUUGACCCCAAAUGGGAAAAAAACACUGGACACUGAUAGCUACCCCAUUAUGCUCUGGUGGUCCCCGCUGACGGGGGAAACGGGAAGGCUAGGCCAGUGUGGGGCAGAUGCUUGCUUCUUCACCAUCAACCGGACGUACCUGCAUCACCACAUGACCAAGGCGUUCCUCUUCUAUGGUACUGAUUUUAACAUAGAUAGCUUACCCCUACCUCGGAAAGCCCAUCAUGACUGGGCCCUUUUUCAUGAAGAGUCUCCGAAAAACAAUUAUAAGCUCUUUCACAAGCCAGUCAUCACCUUGUUUAACUACACAGCUACGUUCAGCAGGCAUUCCCAUUUGCCACUAACUACCCAGUACCUGGAGGGGAUAGAAGUCCUGAAAUCACUCCGAUACCUGGUUCCUUUGCAGUCCAAAAACAACCUCCGACAAAGACUGGCUCCGCUGGUGUAUAUACAGUCAGACUGUGAUCCACCAUCAGAUAGAGACAGCUAUGUUCGGGAGCUGAUGACUUACAUCGAGGUUGACUCCUAUGGUGAGUGUUUACGAAAUAAAGAUCUCCCCCAGCCACUGAAAACUCCAGCUUCCAUGGACACCGAUGGCUUUUACAGGAUCAUUGCACAGUAUAAGUUUAUCCUUGCUUUUGAGAAUGCAGUUUGUGAUGACUACAUCACAGAGAAGUUGUGGAGACCACUGAAGCUGGGGGUCGUCCCUGUGUAUUAUGGGUCUCCUAGCAUCAAAGACUGGCUUCCAAGUAACAGAAGUGCUAUUCUUGUGUCAGAGUUUUCUCACCCCAGAGAUCUGGCAAGUUACAUCAGACAACUGGAUUAUGAUGACAGACUCUAUGAGGCCUACAUAGAAUGGAAGCUGAAUGGUGAGAUCUCCAACCAGCGACUUCUCGUGGCUCUCAGGGAACGGAAGUGGGGAGUGCAAGACAUCAACCAGGACAAUUAUAUCGAUGCAUUCGAGUGUAUGGUUUGCAGCAAGGUGUGGGAUAAUCUUAGGCUUCAGGAAAUGGGCUUACCACCCAAAAGGUGGAAGGCAGAAGUUACCCACCUGAGUUGCCCGGAGCCUACAGUGUUUGCUUUCUCACCUCUGGCUCCACGUGGGAGCCCUUUGCGAGGGAUGUGGAUACCAAGCUUCCAGCAAUCUAAGAAAGAAGCCCAGGCACUAAGGUGGCUGGUGGAUAGGAAUCAAAACUUUUCAGCUCAAGAGUUUUGGGCCCUUGUAUUCAAGGACUAAUUUCAGAAAGUAUCAGAAUGACAUAGACUAAAGCCUUCUUGAGGUUGAUUUUGUAGGUUGCCUUAAUACUUGAAUACAAUAGUUAUUUUUUUAACUAUCCUUUAGGAUAAGAAUUAAUUGCUGCAGUACUCAUAGGAGCCCUAUCAAAUAAUAGAAACGAAUGAUCCUAAGGGGUCACCUUUAUAUUUUUAUACUAAAAAAGUAAAUAUUUCUUAUGGACAUUGGUCACCUUCAAUUUUCAUGUCUGGAUUCCUGUACCUGCUGCCUUUUGUGGAAAUUCUAACGUAGAGUGCUUUCCUUGCUGCCGGGAGGCGGAGGCUCUGCUGUGGAUUCGUGAUUCUUACUAUCAGCAGUUUAUUGGUACUUGGCAAGCCCAGUGUCCUGAUGCUGAGCAUGAAUGUGAAAUGCAUUACAACUUGGCAAUGAGAGAUUCCAUCUGUUGGUUUCCAGGGAUGUUACAUGAGUAACCAAAGCUGUGUAAAGUUUA